AUGAACCUCAACCUGUCAGGGACUCUGAACAUCUUCAAACUCAUCGCUCGACCUUCCUUGUGCCUCCCUCAUCACACCGUCUCAACCUUCAAUGAUCUUCCCAUUCCCCUGAACAAAGCCUUUGAGGGCCAUAGAAAAGCAGACAUUAGGGCGGUCGUGCUAGAUAAAGAUGACUGCUUUGCGAAGCCACACACAAACGAAGUGCAUCAUCCUUACGAGGAACGCUUCGAAGAGCUCAAAGCAGCUUACCCGGGCCGUCGUCUGUUGAUCGUGUCCAACACCGCCGGGGCGACGAGCUACGACAGGUCCCUCGCUCUCGCGCAGGAGCUUGAAAAGGCCACCGGGUUACCCGUCCUGUCUCACGCCACCAAGAAGCCGGGCUGCGGGUCGGACAUCAUGGACUACUUCAAGCAGUAUCCGGAGACGGGUGUGUCGCACCCCUCGCAAGUUGCGGUUGUGGGCGAUCGACUGGCCACCGACAUGAUGAUGGCCAACAUGAUGGGGAGCUGGGGCUUCUGGGUGAAGGACGGUGUGGUUGCGCCGAAUGAGAAGAGUGUUUUGUCAAGGUUAGAGUGGAGGGUGGCCGCGUUCCUGGCGGCUCGGAAUUGUCAUCCGCAGGAUCCCAGGAGUCCGUUCGAAUAA
Molecule: messenger RNA, 642 nt
Organism: Sodiomyces alkalinus F11
Lineage: Eukaryota; Fungi; Ascomycota; Sordariomycetes; Glomerellales; Plectosphaerellaceae
Product: HAD-superfamily phosphatase
Exons: 3
Coding region: 1-642 (213 amino acids)
Molecular function (GO): phosphatidylglycerophosphatase activity
Source: RefSeq, a predicted model, not a curated record